AAAACCAAGAAUAUAGGCUAGGUUUUAAGUUAGCAAUCGAAGGGCAAAGAUGGGAUUCCAACUUUACUCAUCCAACGGCCAGAAAUCCAUCCCAAGAUCCAAGACAACAACAAUCUCUAUAUUAAUAACCGCACCCAAUCACCCAGAUUCCCAUCGCAAAGAAAUCAAAAAUCUCACGCGCCAAAAGUAACAGAAUCGCAGGCACCACAAAUGGAAAUCUUUUCCGGCAAAGCAACAAGCCUCAUCCUCCUCCUUCUCGUCCUCACUGCAUCCACCGUCACCACCGCUGACUUAACCUCCCAAGAACUCGAUGCUGCCCUAUUCGCCCUCCGGUCAAGUGGUUACACCCUCUUCCCCAACGCCAUCACCACAUCCGAUCUCCUCCUUCGCCUCCUAUCAUCCCAAAACUCUUCUUCUUUCACUCUCUUUGCACCCACUGACUCCCUCCUCUUCUCCCUAGACCUCCUCUCCUCCUCCCGCCUCUACACCUUUUCCCUCCUCCUCCACGCGUCACCACAUUUCCUCUCCAUGUCAGACCUCCUUUCCCUCCCGCGCCCGAACUACAUCGAAACCCUCCUCCCUAACCGCCAACUCUUCGUAGAAAAUACUCUGGUAUCCCACAACGGCACUUUCUUGCUAUCCGUUACCGUCGAUGGGGUCCGCGUCUCGGUCCCGGAUCUUUUCCUCGGGUCAAACAUUGCUGUCCAUGGACUUGAUGGGAUUCUUGUUGCAAGAUACGGGUCCAGGGUUGGUGAUGGUACUGGUUUUGCUGAGGCACCGAAGGGUUGGUGUGAAAGAGAAACGUGCAUUUCGCCGGCUAAUCCUCCGGAUAUUUGGCCACCAAUGGGGAGUGGAGCGCCGGAGAUGGUAACAGGCCAUACUGGAAUCAAGAAAGAUGGAGGGUCUGAUCAUGAUGAUGAUAGUGACACUACCAAGGGAUCUAGACAUGGUAUAUUUUUCCGAUUUAAACGCCUUUUCACUCCGUGAAUUUCCUUUCUAUCUGGUUCUAUAUAAACCUAGGAAGUUACAUUUUUCAUUUCUUUGAUGUCAAGAAUAGUUUUUUAAUCAAAAAAAAGAUUUUUUUUUUUUUGGGUGGUGGGUGUUUUAACUCUUU
Messenger RNA from Durio zibethinus, 1114 nucleotides. Its product is annotated as Fasciclin-like arabinogalactan family protein. The record is from RefSeq and is a predicted model, not a curated record. Lineage: Eukaryota; Viridiplantae; Streptophyta; Magnoliopsida; Malvales; Malvaceae.